Molecule: messenger RNA, 1638 nt
Organism: Coffea arabica (coffee)
Lineage: Eukaryota; Viridiplantae; Streptophyta; Magnoliopsida; Gentianales; Rubiaceae
Source: RefSeq, a predicted model, not a curated record
AUGUCAACCCAAGACAAGGGCAGUCAACCUGAGAUUUCUUGUAUCCCACUGGUUUCCAAUGCUGAUUCAUGUACUCCAUUGAUAUUGGACAACCCAAUAUUUGUCUCCAAUGAGUCAACGAUGAAUCCAGGAAACAUGAUGACUAAUCCAAUUACACAAAGUACUCCUUUGGGUAAUAUACAAGAAGGACAAGAAGCUGUGGUUAUUGACGAUAACAAUGAAGAAGGAGAAAAUGAUAAAUUAGAUGAAGAUGAUGAAUUCCAUAUUCCAAAACGGAAUAAAACUUCUGAAGCUUGGGAGGACUUCAACGAAUUUGAAAAAAAUGGCAAUUACUAUGCCAUUUGCCGUUACUGCAAUAAAAAGCUAUCGAGGGGUAAAUCAAAGCAAACAACUAGCUUGUGGCGGCACCGAAACUCAUGUCCAUCUAGAAAAGCAAGUUUAAGACAAGCUGCACAACAAACGAAACUGAACUUUCAGCCGGCUGAUGAUGCAUUUCCUUCUAUACCACCGUUGCAUAUCGGAAAAUUUGACAUGGAGAAAAUGAGAGAAGCCGCUGCACAUUGGAUUGUGAUGCACGAACAUCCCUUCACCAUUCUUGAAGAAGAAGGUUUGAAUAUUUUCCUAAAGCGUGGCAUGCCCGAGUGGCAAAAGAUCAUUAGAGGAGUAGCAAAAAAUGAUUGUGUGGCAGUCUAUGAACUUGAGAAAAAGAAGCUGAAGAAAAAGUUGAGAAAUGUGAAAAAGGUAAGCCUCACAACCGAUCUUUGGAAAUCUAAAAAUCAAAAGAUCGAAUAUAUGGUUAUUACUGGCCAUUGGAUUGACUCAGAUUGGAAGCUACAAAAGAGAGUGCUCAACUUUGUUCACAUACCACCUCCUAGACAAGGGGUUGAGAUUGCUGCUUCACUCUUCAAGUGUGUGAAGGAUUGGGUCGGCCUUUCUGAGAUUGCGGACAUUGUAAACAAAAUUAGGGACAACGUCGAUUUUGUCAAUCUCUCAGAGACCAGAUUAUUGUUGUUCGCUGAGAUUGCACAACAACUUCAAAUACCCGGGAAAAAGUUGCUUUAUGAUUGUCGAAUAAGAUGGAAUGCCACCUUCGAAAUGCUAAGCUGUGCUAUGAAGUUCAAAGAUGUUUUUCCUCGUUUUCAAGAUAGAGAUCCACUCUAUGAUUCCUGUCCAGCUUAUGAGGAUUGGGAAAAAGCAGAAAAAGUGUGCUCUGUGUUAGAGAAAUUUUGGGCAGCCACGCAUGUGAUAUCCAGGAGUGAAUAUCCUACGAGCAAUUUAUUCCUUCAAGAGGUUGUGAAAAUUAAGAAAGUCUUAGAUUCUCGAGAAAAUGAUGAAAAUGACUUCAUCCGAGCUAUGAUUAGAAAGAUGAAGGCCAAGUUCGACAAAUAUUGGGGCGAAUGCAAUUUGUUAAUGGCUAUUGCUGCCAUUUUAGAUCCAAGGCAGAAAAUGAGAGUUGUUGAAUUUGCCUUCCCUCAAAUGUUUCCAUCUUUUGAGGCACAAGAACAUAUUUUCAGCGUGAAGAAAGCUUUAUUUGAGCUUUAUGAUGAGUAUGCAAAUUUGAAUGCAACUGGAAAUGAAAAUGCAGUCCACUCAUGUGCUUCAGAAGGGCCACAAAAAAAAUGCAACAUCUUCUUCUAG